Messenger RNA from Suillus paluster, 2891 nucleotides. RefSeq lists its product as uncharacterized. Lineage: Eukaryota; Fungi; Basidiomycota; Agaricomycetes; Boletales; Suillaceae. The coding region runs from base 95 to 2581 and encodes 828 amino acids. The record is from RefSeq and is a predicted model, not a curated record. The transcript has 2 exons.
AGUAGUAUUAUUUAUAUACCGUAAUCGGAGACUGAAAAUGAGAAAGUUUGUGGUGAAGUUGUAGGACUUGGACACUUUGUUGUUCGUCGUCGUUAUGGACGAUGGUGAGCGAGAGCAAGCACACAACUGGCUGCUCGCUGACGACAACAGACUCUUCUUUCUCACCUUCUCUUCACUCGCCCUCGCUGUUGCCUCCAUCUUGCUCUGGCGGGCAAAGUACGUGGACAACUAUCCCGUGAACGACAAUCCCGACUCCCAGCAAGCUCAUUCCAUCCUCACCGCCGCUCUUUCAACUUUUCAUAUUGCUAGUCACAGUACUCCUGGUGAGUUCGAUAUGACUGUCCCAGAGAAACCGGGCACUCCGGAAGCAGCCACUUCAGCCACCACAGAGCUCGAGCAGAAGGCUUCCCGGUCCAAGGAGCGACGCAGAAGAGGAAAAGUCCCGUAUAAGGAGAUUAUUAAGGGCGGGAAGAAGACAAAGUCUACCCCAAAGGCCACUCAGUCUAAACUACCCGCUCACAGUCGUAGCGAAUCACCGGCUCUUGAGAUAGAGUCCAAAUCCUCCUCAAGUAGCGAUAAUAUCGUGCCAGUCGCGCCAUCCACUUCGUCUUUAGCUUCACCUGCUUCGGAUCUCCCUGAAGAACAUCUGGUAUCCCCUCUGAGCGCAGAAUCACCCCCGGCGGGUGAACCACAUGAGGACCGUUCCCUACCUGCUUGCAUGACGGCAUCCAGUUCUGAACCAGCAUCCGUUUCGCGUCACAAUACAGUCACGUCCCAUAACUCCGCCAUGCGCACUUCACGUUCUGAGCAUACGCAGCUGCAUGACACGGUCGACAAUGUACAACCUGCCAGCAGCCCCUGUCACGAUGAUCCCGCUCCCUCCAUUCCAGAAUUAUCUUCUCCAACCACCUCCACAGCGCCAUUGUCAGAAGAUCAUGAUAGUCAUGAACGUAUAUCCUCAUUCACUUCCUACUCUCAAUCUCAGUCUAUGCCACUCCACGCAUCCACAUCUACCCACGCGUUGGAUUGGGAUGGACAAUCACAGGCAUACACAGCAGACGCUCUCACUAAGCCUCCACGGUUAACGCCUAAGCAGCGUGGAGCUGAUAAGUCCAAUGGGAGUUGCGCGAUUUCGACCUCUAUCUCGCACAGUGCCCUCUUGGCAUCCUCAUCAGCCUCUCACUCCAUUCCUCCGGCACGAAUCACGGUAUCCAACUCUGCAUCCGCAUCCAGUUCCCCCUUGUACCCAAAUCCGGGAUCGACUAUUGGACUACCGCCAUCUCCCUCCGGCUCUUCCCCACAACCUGCUCCUUCGCCAACACUUCCACAUUUUACAUUUCCCACUUUGAACCCUCUUCAAGCGUCUCCUAAUGAUCACACACAUACCCAUUUGAACACAAUUGAAAGUCCAAUCAUGAACGGAAAGAAAGCGGCUGGCCCCCCAAUACCAAGUGCUUCGCGAGGCUCGACGCCCCCACCAGGGGUAUCUGUUCAUACUGCACACAUAGGUUCGCCUGCUGGCCCAUUGAGUGCUCAAACACAGCUCGCAUCCAUGCGUGGUGCACUUGAGGCUGCGAGACUACGAGAAGAGAAGGCCCGUGCAGAGGCUGAACACUUGGGAAAAGAGAACGAAGAGUUAAAGUGGCGAUGGAAUGAGGAUGCAAUGGCUUGGAGGAGGAGAGAAGCCGAGCUACAGGCCCAAGUCCAUCAUCUCAUGCAGCAGCUUCAGGCCGCAUAUUCCGUUCUUACAACCUUGCAAACCCAGGCGCAAGCUCAAGCACAAUCUCCCGCACAGUCCUCCUCAUCUUUCUCGUCUCCCCCAUCCCCUUCCCCACGCCUGCAUCCUCACAGCCCCAGUCUCUCGCACAACGGCCUUCCCCCAACUUUCAGCCACAAUCCACCCGCACACGUUCAAGCACUUCUUGCAUCAUCCUACCACCCAUACCCCGGCUUUCCAGGCGCUUAUGGCGGUACAGGAAUGUCGCCCUUAUUUUUCUCGGGUCUCAGAAUGACCAUGAGUCCGGGAAGCAGCGUGAGGAAUGGAAGUGCAGGCGGAGGAAAAGAUCAAUAUACCCCCGAUACGUCUUCUUCAGUAGGGUCAUCGCCAUCGCGUGGAAGGCGACGACGACGCGGUUCCGAAUCUUCCUCUACUGAGGAGAAUAUUGGCGAAGGCAUCGUUAUCAGCGAAGCAGAAGAGGACCAAGAGGACAUAUGGCAGAAUAGUAUAUUGGCAGAUGCGAUUCUAAAGCGGCCUGAAAGCCUGCGCGUGCCCAGUCGAGGGAGUCUUCGAUCGGAUGGACGCAAGAGUGCUAUGGGGGGCGGGACGAGUGGGAAAGAGGACGCAGGGCGUGUGCCUAGCCGGAUGAGCGAGAGAUCGGAUGCUUCUACGAGCGGAGGCAGUUAUGGGAUGAGUAUGUCUAGCUUGUCGUGGGGUAAGAGCGAAGAUGAGGCAGGUGGUGUUGUUGGAGAGGGUGGUUCUACUUCCGCAGAAGGUACAACAGCUGGCGGAGAGGGUACGUCAGAUUCCAAUGCACCGACACACGACCCAUCAACGCUAGCUCCUGCGAAAGACGUUCAAUAACCCCGAAGGCUGGUAUUUGACUUAUAACGUAUUCUAUCCCUCUCUGCACCCGUCCACGUUUCUUCCACCACUUUCGUUUCUUCCUUACGAUACGAUCCAUGGGGACUUGAUUUUUGACGUCAGCCUGUAUAAUAAGGUAUACUUUCUUAUUGUCAUAAUAGUUGAGGCUUUAAAUCUGGAACUGCUGAAGUCUACUUGUUCUUAUGUAUGCCCCUGAGUCGGGCCCCUAUUUUCGACCUAAUGCACAUACCACCGUCAGGUCCAGGAAGACCGGAACUGCCCCUCUAAACGCCCGAACGAGUUUGAUGCG